AUGCAGGAUGAUGAUUGGGAUAUAGGUGCGGUAGUAAGAAGCUGUAAUAUUAAUAGAUCUAAUAAUGGUGUGGCUCCUAAGUUAGACUUUGAGACUCAUCUAAAUGAUCUUUUGAAUUCUUUUGACGCACUUUUAGCUCCUAGCAUGACCAUUUUUAAUGGCUUAUCUGAAGUUUUCUCUUUAGAUUUCCCAAAUGCUUACCAGGAAAAAUACGAUGAUCAGGUCAUGAUGAUAAACCAAACUGGUAGCCAACAGUUGUACUUACAUCAAAUUCAACCAUCUCAUUUUAUCGAACAAAUCUCUUUUCCUCCAUUACCAACAACUGUAGCGUGUCAGCAAUCAACAACUAUAACACCAAAAGAAUGGAUUGAUGUACAACAAUUCGAUGUAGGGGCUAAAAGUUAUCCUAAUUUCACUUUUUCCAUGAAGACUCCUUUGAUACAAACUAGAACAAGGAAAAAUCAGUCAAUAAGUAUUACCUAUGAAUUAUUGCAAGAGGAAAUCACAAAUGAUAUAUGGACAUGGCGUAAGUACGGUCAGAAGCAUAUCAAAGAUUCACCAUUUCCAAGGAAUUAUUAUAAGUGCAGCACAUCAAAACUCUGCAAAGCAAAGAAAAAAAUUGAGAAAAGCCCAAUGGAUGAGAAAAUUUUCUUGGUGUCCUAUUCCGAUGAACAUAACCAUGAUCCACCCACGAACCGUAAUAAUCUUGCUAGUUGCAACAGUAAUUACAAAUUCAAGCUUCAAAAAGGCAUAAACAUUGUACCCAAAACACCAACCUUAAGUGAAUCAAACUUUUCAUCCAAGUGCGUUAAGCGUUCAAGUGUUAUUGCUUCUCCAAUUAUCACAACUAUGCCUCAACUUGAUAUAGGGAGCAAAAAUAAAAUGAUUAUUGCGUCUGUGGAGGAAAAAUGUGAUGGUAAAGAAGAGGUGGACAUAGAUGAAGAUACUCUCAUAGAUUUUGAAUAA
Molecule: messenger RNA, 966 nt
Organism: Solanum pennellii
Lineage: Eukaryota; Viridiplantae; Streptophyta; Magnoliopsida; Solanales; Solanaceae
Product: probable WRKY transcription factor 27
Exons: 3
Coding region: 1-966 (321 amino acids)
Biological process (GO): regulation of DNA-templated transcription
Cellular component (GO): nucleus
Molecular function (GO): DNA-binding transcription factor activity; transcription cis-regulatory region binding
Source: RefSeq, a predicted model, not a curated record